AUCGCGUCGACCUCCGGGGCAUGUCAUCCAAAACUGUGAGUGGUCGAUCGAACAGGACAAGCAAACCUCUUCUAACAACUUCUACAUGUCUCAACCUCGCCCAUCUGUUGAACCACUGCUACCAAGACCAGCGACGGCAACACAGGACAGUGACAACGCAGACGAAGACGAAUUCCAACCGCAAGGUCUUCUGAGCAACAUGGGCAUCUCCAUUUCGACUGCCAGAUGGCUCGCACCUGCCUCCUUUAUCUUUGACUUUGCAUGCCAGAUGUACGGUAUGAAUUCUUCACCCAACAUGAAGCAAAUUCAUGAUCGACAUCCUGCUGCGUUUUCCCCUCAGCCAUUCGCCAUUGCAGGUUUCUUUGGACCACAACAGAUUGCUCAAUUGUUGUGGCUCCGAGAACUGUAUCGAUCCGAUGCAGAAGUAGAACGAGGAACCGUUAGAUACGUCCCCUGGUACGCGCUCGGAAAUGCCAUGAUUGGUAUUUGGAUGUUCCUAUGGAACGGUGACAACAUGAAAGGCGCCGAUAUCCCCGUCAUCAUCAACACCUUGACUCAAGUUUACUACAUGCUGUACUUGCGAGAUCCUGCGCCGAACACUUACCAGGCAAAGCUCACCAAUAUCAUCAACAUCACUUUUGCUGGAAUCGGUAUCCUCGAUAUCUUCCACAACACUUCUGUGGCCUGGUUUGAAGGCGUCACUCCGAACGCCCUCACUACCAUUGGAACCAUGGCUGCCGCGCCUCUCACCGCGCUCUUCUCGCCCCUCCUGUUCGGAGCAUGUAUCGCUUACGACUUGUUCGGUGUGGCUAUUGGACAGCAUCAGCUCGCUCAAAAGGCUUUGGAUGGUCUCGGAGGUGGAGGUGGAGAAGGCUGGGCCAAGUUAAUGGGCGGUCUUGGACUAGGCGUCGCAGCGAUCGUCGGUGCAAGAGGAUGGGGCGGUGCACGAUGGCUCUAGUCAGAGAAGACUUUUCGUAUAUAUGUAACACAGACACCAGACAGAUACAUGUAGCUCAUACACUG
Messenger RNA from Kockovaella imperatae, 1023 nucleotides. RefSeq lists its product as hypothetical. Bases 86 to 958 code for a protein of 290 amino acids. The record is from RefSeq and is a predicted model, not a curated record. Lineage: Eukaryota; Fungi; Basidiomycota; Tremellomycetes; Tremellales; Cuniculitremaceae. The transcript has 4 exons.